Messenger RNA from Diuraphis noxia (Russian wheat aphid), 1191 nucleotides. RefSeq names its product RuvB-like helicase pontin (gene pont). Gene Ontology annotation, molecular function: ATP binding; ATP hydrolysis activity; ATP-dependent activity, acting on DNA. The record is from RefSeq and is a predicted model, not a curated record. NCBI's taxonomy places the organism in Eukaryota, Metazoa, Arthropoda, Insecta, Hemiptera, Aphididae.
ACAGUCCACAWUAAUUGCACGAGGUGAGUAAUUUUGUGAAAUUYGUAAAUUGUWAUAUAAGUAUAUAGUAUUCGAUAGACUAUUAACAUUUAUUACAUCUCUUAGCUGACGCUGUACACUAUUAGGACCCAUACUUACUGUCUAAUUUCGACUAGUAUAAUGAAAUAACAACUUUGAGUUAAUACUUYUUUUAAACAUUUUGAAUAUUUGAGUUUUGAGUUUGACAAUUUUUCACCAUGAAAAUUGAAGAAGUAAAAAGUACCGUAAAAACUCAACGUAUAUCCAGUCACAGUCAUGUCAAAGGAUUGGGUCUUGAUGAAUUUGGUGAAGCUAUUCAAAUGGCUUCUGGCUUAGUUGGUCAAGAAGAUGCCAGACAAGCUGCAGGUAUUGUUGUUGAUAUGAUUAGAACAAGAAAAAUGUCUGGCCGUGCUGUCUUAGUUGCUGGACCUCCAGGUACAGGCAAAACUGCAAUUGCACUUGCAAUUGCUCAUGAACUUGGAAAUAAAGCAGAAGAAUAUGUACCUUUGCCAAAAGGUGAAGUCCAUAAAAAGAAAGAAGUUAUCCAAGAUGUKACUUUACAUGAUUUAGAUGUUGCUAAUGCCCAACCAAAAGGUGGUCAAGAUAUACUCUCRAUGAUGGGUCAACUAAUGAAGUCUAAAAAGACAGAAAUCACAGAUAAAUUAAGAAAGGAAAUUAAUAAAGUGGUAAAUAAGUAUAUUGAUCAGGGUAUUGCUGAAUUAGUCCCAGGAGUAUUAUUUAUAGAUGAAGUUCACAUGCUUGAUUUGGAGACAUUCACAUACUUGCACAAAGCAUUAGAAAGUACCAUCGCUCCUAUUGUUAUUUUUGCUACCAAUAGAGGCCAUUGUACUGUCAGGGGUACAGAUGAUAUUGUUGCUCCUCAUGGAAUACCUAUGGAUUUACUUGACAGAUUGUUAAUAAUCAGAACACUUCCCUAUAAUCGGGAAGAAAUGGAAAUUUUAAUUUUUAUCAGGUAUGCCAUUCAAUUGUUAACUCCGUCGUCACAAAAUGCCAAGAUGAAUGGACAUGGAUCAAUAUUACGAAUAGAUAUAGAAGAAACAGCGUCAUUAUUCAUGCAUGCUAAAGAAUCAUGUAAAAUUCUAAAAAAAUGUGCCGAUAAAUUUAUGAAAUAAUUUGUAACUUGAGUUUAUUACAUUUGUGUACUGAUUUUUA